Messenger RNA from Gorilla gorilla gorilla (western lowland gorilla), 3202 nucleotides. It is a transcript of the gene ZC3H11D, whose product is annotated as chromosome 10 C12orf50 homolog. Lineage: Eukaryota; Metazoa; Chordata; Mammalia; Primates; Hominidae. Gene Ontology annotation, molecular function: metal ion binding. The transcript has 17 exons. Gene Ontology annotation, biological process: poly(A)+ mRNA export from nucleus. The record is from RefSeq and is a predicted model, not a curated record. Bases 1550 to 2995 code for a protein of 481 amino acids.
GUAACUAAUGAUUUUUUUGGAAAUUAAAUAAGAUCAAAUUAUAAGCAAUGAACAUUUCAGAUGUCGAUUUAACACAGUUCCAAUGGAAACUGCUUGCCUGUUAUCUUUAGUUCGUGGGGAAAGCACUGUAGAAGUUUAGAAAUGGCUAGAGACAUCCCCAGAUUCCCAAGCAGAAUGAAAACUUCCUUUCCGGUGAGCUCCAACAGCCCAAAUGGCUUGAGAAUGGUAGUCAAUCAACUGCGAGCUAAAAACAGCCUUAACUUACUGCUCAAAAGAAUAUUUUCAGGGAAAACACAAAAUGUUCUCCCACAUCACACCCUGCCUGCAUUUAUCAAAAAAGAAAACACCUGAUUCUGGCCGUGUGCUGUUGGAACCAGAAACUUUUUAGCAUAUUAUAGUCGAGUGCCAGUGACUUCUUUGUUCUUUCAGAGGCAUUCUAAAAAGCGGCGUGUUUCACGAAUCUCAGAGACAACAACUUUCACAACUAUCAACUGUCACCUCCCAAACUGCCACAGAACCUUUUAAGUCCAACAUUCUGUCAUUUGUGGGAAAUACUCAUCUUCUAAAACACACUCUACUUAUUCUUUGAAUAGUAGUUGCAAAGCUAGUCAUCUCUCAGGAAGCACUUUCUAUUUCCAAAACUUUGGUUUCAUCAGUACCUGGAGCAAAGCUUCUGGCAGAAACACAAAUCCUCAUCAGGGAAGAGGCACAGGAUCAAUUCACGGUUAUAAACUGGACUCCUGCUCUCACGGGUAGCAGCCAUCAACUUUGCCCAAUUCUCAUAAUUCUGAAGGGUCACCAAGGAGUUGCUACCAGCCACUGUACUUAAAGUGGUGUCACAGGAUUACAAAAUAGAAGAAAGUCUUUCUUCUCUAAUAUGUUAGUGCUCUAGUAAGCAUCAAAGAUGAAAGACACGCAAUGUGAGCCUGCUUUGGCCAACACAAAGUACUAACAGAAUUUUCAGGCCUACUUCCAGCCCUGGAGACAAAUUUCCCAUCAUUCUUCAUUACAGGAGUAAUCAUCCUUAUAGGGCAGUAGUAGCUUUUUUUUUUUUUUUUAGAUGGAGUCUCGCUCUAUCACCCAAGCUGGAGUGCAGUGGCACAAUCUUGGCUCACUGCAAUCUCCACCGCUUGGGUUCAAGCGAUUCUCCUGCCUCAGUCUCCUGAGUAGCUGGGAUUACAGGCAUGUGCCACCACGCCCAGCUAGGUUUUGUAUUUUUUUUAGUAGAGACAGUGUUUCAUCAUGUUGGUCAGGCUGGUCUUGAACCCCUGACCUCAUGAUCUGCCCACCUCUGCCUCCCAAAGUGCUAGGAUUACAGGUGUGAGCCACCACGCCUGGCUGUAACAGCUUUUUUUUUUUUUUUUUAAGACCAGAAUGAAAUUCACAACAGUAAAGAAUAGAACUGAAGAGAAUAAGGAAAAGAAAAAAGGGGCUGAGGGAGAAGGAAAAGAAAAGAGAGUUUAUAAAGGUAGAGAAGGGGUUUCCACUUCUGCUUCCUCCUCAUUUUAUCUUGCUGCCACCAUGUAAGAAGUGCCUUUUACCUCCCACCAUGAUUCUGAGGCCUCUCCAGCCAUGUGGAACUUGUAAGAAGUGCCUUUCACCUCCUGCCAUGAUUCUGAGGCCUCCCCAGCCAUGUGGAACUGGUUCCCAGUGCCGAUUCCGACACUGUGAAGAGGCCCUUGGCAGUGACACUGUGUGCUCAUUAUGGAGAGAGAGGAAAUGUUUAGAUCCACUUUGCAGAUUUAGACACAUGGAAAUGCAGCAAAACUGCAGCAUUUCAUGCUUCUGGGAAACUCAGCCUCUUGGUUGUGUGAAGAUCAGCUGUAUCUUUUAUCACAGCAAACCUCGAAAUAUCAAUGGAUUAUUUUUGCCACCAAGUAGCAAUAUCACACUACAGAAAGAAAUUCAGGAAGGAAUUCCACUCCAGUCCCAGAGUCAGGAACCUCUGAAACCUCAGGAAAAUAUAUCACGACCCAUCCACCAUCCUUUAGUUUUAAAAACUAAUUUUGAGGAAGAAGAGGAAGUAGAUGAACAAAAUGAUGCUUCUAGUUUAUGGACAAAGACUCCUGAAGAAAUUGAAGAAAAAAGAGCAAUAAAGGAGAUGUGUUAUAAAUCUGGGGAAUACUACAGAUUUCAUACUCCUCCAGAUAUUUUGUUAUCAAAAAGCAUGACCCCUACAGCAGAAAAAGAGUUAGAAAAGCCUUUGGAAAAUGGCAGUGAAUUGCAAGAAGGAGAUAGUCUUACAGUUCCGACAAAACUUAGCCAAUAUGAAAGGCAAGGUGAAAUAAAAACAUCAUUGCAUGGGAAACCAAAGACUGACAUUGCUGCUUUUGAAAAUGGAGGAGGUGACUGUUAUGUUCCACAGAGGGUCAUAUUUCUUGGAGUCGAUGAAAGUGAAGCUUUAACUGAAGAGAAAGAAAUCACCAUAUCAAAAUGUUCAAAUACUAAAGAUAACAAGGACAGUUCUCAUCCAAAGCAUUCCCUAACUACUCGACUAGUACCUACAACGCAUGUAUUAAAUGCUACUGAGAAUAUCAGUAUGAAGUGCAGAGAGGACCCCUCUUCAAUGAAUGAUGUCCAGCCAGUGAAGAAGCCUCAUUUUAAAGGUGUGAAAAAAAGAAAAUGGAUUUAUGAUGAACCAAAGAACUUUCCUAACUCUGGAAUGCAGAGAGCAGUACAGGCCCCAAGACCCCAAAAUAAAGUGAGUUAUCACCGCAAUAAUAAAAAUCGAAAUGCGGAGAAUGCAUCCUAUAGCCACGUUCAAAGAGAUGCUGUCAGGACUGUCGCGUUGAAUGCACCUUCCCGCAGCAGGCCCACGCAUGGGUCCUACAAUAAAGUCCGUGCUAACAGGGAACCCAAACCCAACCUCAGUCCAGACAAAUAUACGUCAACAUCAUAUAAUGAUUCAGCCUGGCGAAAACGAAUUCCUUUUUCAAAAACAUAUGCAAAAAGUGAAAAGAUAUAUCCAGAGCCAAGAAGAAAUGGGAGCAAGUAAACCUGGAGGUUGAGAGAGAGAAAAAUGAGAAAAAAGUGCCAGACAUCAUCUGAUUUACAAUCAAAAAUGAAAAUUCAAAGAAUGAGAUACUCAAGUACUCCAUGCUAUGUAGUAGAUAGCCAAAGAUGAUAAAAAUGCAAAUUCUGAAAAUAAGAUGCAGGAAGUACAUUGUGCUCUUUCAAAACUGAUAAAAAUUCAAAUUACCAA